Messenger RNA from Leopardus geoffroyi (Geoffroy's cat), 4120 nucleotides. It is a transcript of the gene VASH2, whose product is annotated as vasohibin 2. Bases 8 to 1075 code for a protein of 355 amino acids. The record is from RefSeq and is a predicted model, not a curated record. Gene Ontology annotation, biological process: regulation of angiogenesis. NCBI's taxonomy places the organism in Eukaryota, Metazoa, Chordata, Mammalia, Carnivora, Felidae. Gene Ontology annotation, cellular component: cytoplasm. The transcript is spliced from 7 exons.
CCCCACCAUGACCGGCUCCGCGGCCGACACUCACCGCUGCCCCCACCCCAAAGGCGCCAAAGGCACCCGGUCCCGGAGCAGCCACGCGCGGCCCGUGAGCCUCGCCACCAGCGGGGGCUCGGAGGAGGAGGACAAAGACGGCGGGGUGCUGUUUCACGUUAACAAGAGCGGCUUCCCCAUCGACAGCCACACCUGGGAGCGCAUGUGGAUGCACGUGGCCAAGGUGCACCCCAAGGGGGGAGAAAUGGUGGGCGCCAUCAGGAACGCCACGUUCUUGGCAAAGCCUUCAGUGCCCCAGGUUCCAAACUACAGGCUGUCGAUGACCAUCCCAGACUGGCUCCAGGCAAUCCAGAACUACAUGAAGACACUACAAUACAAUCAUACAGGGACCCAGUUCUUUGAAAUUAGGAAAAUGAGACCGCUGAGUGGGUUAAUGGAAACAGCAAAAGAAAUGACUCGGGAGUCCUUGCCUAUCAAAUGCCUUGAAGCUGUCAUCCUGGGCAUAUACUUAACCAAUGGACAGCCUUCCAUCGAACGAUUCCCCAUCAGCUUUAAAACCUACUUCUCAGGAAACUACUUUCACCAUGUUGUGCUGGGGAUUUAUUGCAAUGGCCGCUAUGGCUCACUGGGCAUGAGCCGAAGGGCUGAGCUGAUGGACAAGCCGUUGACCUUUCGGACUUUGAGUGACCUCAUCUUUGACUUUGAAGACUCCUACAAGAAGUACCUGCACACAGUCAAGAAGGUCAAGAUUGGGCUGUAUGUCCCCCAUGAGCCUCAUAGCUUUCAGCCCAUUGAGUGGAAGCAGCUGGUCCUCAAUGUCUCAAAGAUGUUGAGGGCUGACAUAAGGAAGGAGCUGGAGAAAUAUGCCAGGGACAUGAGAAUGAAGAUCCUGAAACCUGCAAGUGCCCAUUCUCCAACCCAAGUGAGAAGUCGGGGGAAAUCCCUGUCCCCCAGAAGGAGACAGGCAAGCCCCCCAAGACGGCUCGGCAGGAGAGACAAGUCGCCUGCACUGCCUGAGAAGAAGGUGGCUGACCUCGGCACGCUGAAUGAAGUGGGCUACCAAAUCCGAAUUUAGGCAAGCCAUAUCAGCCAACAAGGGGGCUUCUCUGGUGCUUCUCUCUGCACUUUACCCCAGCAUCUUCAGGAGGAACUGCAACUAUUUAUGGAGAACCUGUGGAUUUUAUUUUUACGGAUUCACUUGGAUGUGGAAGCGGAGUGGGUGGCAACAAUUGACUUUGAAAGAAAAUUCACGAAGGGGCAACCAUGGAAAGGCUGAAGUAAGAAAGCCCACUGCGGUUGGACUGACUCCCUCACUACAGAUAGAAAGGGUAAUACCAUAAACUGUAGUUUUAUGUUUUCCCACUCACCUGUUUUUGUUGACUUGCUUUUGAACAUUAUGCCUCACCGGUAGGAAAUGUUAAUGAAACCCUCCCUCCUACUUUUGAUAUAGUAAGGUAACUCAGUCAGUAUUAAUGUCUUUUUCAGCAAUAACAGAGGCAAAGAUUGGUGGGAUUUUUUUUUUUUAAGCAGUCAAUAUUACCUCAGCAUCUUGACAUCAGAUAUGCAAACUUAAUGGUGUUUUCAUUUUUUUUAUAUUCUAUUUGUAUUGCUUCCCCGAUAUUUCCAAUGGGGAUCUCCACAAAGUUUGGAAUUUUUUCCUGGUGCGCACAUAAUGAGAUUUAAGGUAUUAUAUCAAGUGUUUUACUAAAAAAAAAAAAGCACUGAAAUUCUUCUGGCAGUACGGGAAACUAUUUUCAGGAUGUUGGAACUACUUCUUAAUCUUUCUUAAAGCAUUCAUGGACAGCAGUUUCUGUUCUUUCAAAACAAAACAAAAAGCACGUGCAGGAGGUAGUCUAUGUUCUGUCACUGACAUUUAAACUUUGCAAACUCCAGCAAAAAAGAAAAAAAAAAAAAAGCACAAGAGGUCAUAGCGCCGCGACACAAAGUGAGCAUUACUGCAGCGACAUCUGACAGUCACACACUCAGAAAGGCAGAGGCCCGCAGUGGAUCAGUAGAGAGCCUGGAGAAGCAGAUAACCUUUCUCUUCAACGCUCCAUCUGAUUUUUGAACUCUGAGUCAGACCUUGAUUCUGAAGGACUCACGGCUGGUAGAGACGUGUUCCGAUGUCUUAUAUUAAGACCAAGCGUGGCACGAUGUGAUCAUUUUCCAGUACCUUGCUUUUUAAAGUACCACUUCGUGACAUUUAGGAACUAGCAAUUGGAAAAUGCAGUGAAUGAGAGAAGCAGAACCUUUUUUAAAAUGGAAAAGUCUCUCAGGUACAGGGUUACACCUCAUAGCCUGAUGUAGUCCAUCAAGGGCAGUAGGAGCAUGUGGCCUGCAUAUGGUGGGCACAGUGGAACUUCCGGUUGCGGGCCACACAGAAGAACUCUAACAGCCAAAUCUGUGUUAGCAAUAUCAGGAGUAUGCUUCUGUUGCAUCUAUGUUUUCUCAGCCGCCAUGCCAACUCGUGAGGCCCACAGGCGUAUUUAAGUGAAGUCUACUAGUCAAUGAAAGUGUUAUGUUAGUCUCAGUGCUUCCUCUCUGGCUUUCUUUCACUGAAGGGGAUUUCAGAAAGGGAGUAAAAAAAGUAAGAAUCUGCUUGAUUCUUGACCAAUAAAACCACCGAAGGUGACUUUGUCCUUUGGCCACGUAUGCACGAGCUCGCUUUAUGCUAAAACUCGAUGGCAUCAACGGAAAGUAUUUUCUUGAAAAAGAAGGACGUUUAAUGUCCUUUACAUGAAAAGUACCGAGUAAGCAUACAUCUCAAUUAGGUGAAGAUACAGAAGUUAAAAAUUCUGAACUUGGUCACUUUAAGAAUACUAUUAUCAGAGUUUAAAAUGAGGUUUCUUUAUACGUCUUCAUAAGGCAAACUCAUUUGACUUAGUCAAUUCGUUCUUCUUCUAAAACAAUCCCGACUUAGCUCCUUUUAUGUAUGAAAAACAAGAUUUACAUAUCUUAUGUUUAUCAAUGUGAAAUCUUGUUAUCUCCAAUAAGUAUUUAUACCACUGCACUUAUACCACUGCAGUAUAAGUAGCUUAGAGUAAGGAUUUUCUAAGAGCCUGGAACAGGAUUUUCCAAGUGUUGCUCAAGUGCUGUCCCAUCCAAAAUAGAAAAGGCCAGUAGUUGCAGAGCCUUGUUUCCCACAAAAAUGGGUAAAAGAACAGGAACACAGACCAUUUCUAAUAUUCUGAUGUAUAAGCCUUAAAACUGCCAACUGUCUUGAUGAUUCAAUUAGUAACCUGAUUUUUUUCCACUCCUUGAUUUUAAGAUUCAUUUCCCCAAAGCAAGUGUUCGUGGCAGAAACAGGAAAAUUAAUUUAAAAUGCUCUUAGUUUUCAUUCUAUUUUCAUUGCCUAUGGAAUUAUGUUAAUUUCUAAAAGAUCUGAGACAGGCACCAAACUCCUAAAUUCUAGUGCAAUAAUUUAAUUAAAAUGAUACUAAGGUUAAAAAAAACAACAACAACAAAAAAAAAACCAUGACAUGAUUUACCCCCCAAAAUGGAUUUUAAGACUGGCUAUAAUUCAAAAAAAGGAAAUCUAUGAGAUGAUUUGAAUCUAGUAUUGAAAGUUAUUCAUGCAAGAGAAGUUUUGUGCUCAAGCCAUUAUGGGGAUACAUGGCAAAGUUUAAAUGGAUGACAGAAAUCUUGAUUUUAGACUACAUGCUGUGCUGUUUUGAGUACACUUUAUUUCAGAAAGUGAUAUUUAGUAUUUUCUAUACACUUUGAAAUCAUGAGCAUUUCACUUUUUCUAAGUCAAUUAUUUCAUAAGGAUUUUAUUAAUAGAUAUUGGUAAAUAGAACUUUGGAGAUCUUAAUUCUGUAUUCUUACUAUACCCGAGGCUUUUGUAAGCUAUAGUUUUAUGUACAACCUUGUACAGUUUUUUUGACACACAAUUCAGAAUCUUGUUUAUUCUCCUGGACUUUGUUCUGGCCAAUACAUUUUUUUUAAAUCUUUAAGGAAAACUGUGAUUGUUUUAGUGGGUAUUUUUCUAAGUAAAGGAAAACUUGUAUAAUGGUAUUUUAGAGAAUGCCAGAUAAGUGCAUGUUUCAAGUUAACGUUUUUCUCAUCACUUGUAUGUUUAUACACAGCAUGGGACUUUAAUAAAACCAUCCUGGAAACUGAA